This is a messenger RNA of Pimephales promelas (fathead minnow), 1191 nucleotides long. The record is from RefSeq and is a predicted model, not a curated record. Lineage: Eukaryota; Metazoa; Chordata; Actinopteri; Cypriniformes; Leuciscidae.
GGCAUCAUCUCGCUUCAAAGUCAGUUCAACAUGGACAACCCUCUUGAACACCCAUCCAGUGGCUAUAAAAAAAUCUUUGAAUCAUGUGAAGAGUUAGCUGAGCCCAUUCCUGCUCAUGUCUCAGGCAAAAUCCCUGCAUGGCUUACUGGCAGUCUGCUCCGCAUGGGCCCUGGGCUCUUUGAGAUUGGAGAUGAACCUUUAUACCACCUUUUUGAUGGCCAGGCUCUCUUACACAAGUUUGACCUGAAGGAUGGACAUGUCACCUAUCACCGCAGAUUUAUCAGAACUGAUGCUUAUGUCAGAGCCAUGACAGAGAAAAGGGUGGUGAUCACUGAGUUUGGCACCGCUGCGUAUCCAGAUCCAUGCAAAAAACAUUUUUCCAGGUUUUUCACUUACUUUCAAGGCAUUGAGGUGACAGACAACUGCCUUGUCAACAUCUACCCCAUCGGUGAGGACUUCUAUGCCUGCACGGAAACCAACUACAUAACCAAAGUUGAUCCUGAGACCCUCGAAACGAUAAAAAAGGUGGACCUCUGCAACUAUCUCUCAGUGAACGGUGUGACUGCACAUCCACAUAUUGAACCAGACGGAACUGUAUAUAACAUUGGAAACUGCUUUGGGAAGAACAUGUCGCUGGCUUACAACAUUGUCAAGAUCCCUCACCACAAAGAAGAUAAAUCCGAUCCAAUAGAAAAGUCAAAGGUUUUGGUUCAGUUUCCAAGCAGUGAGAGAUUAAAACCAUCCUACGUCCAUAGCUUUGGUAUGACGGAGAACCACUUUGUGUUUGUUGAGAAUCCGGUGAAGAUCAAUCUGCUGAAAUUUCUGACUUCUUGGAGCAUCAGAGGAACAAGCUACAUGGACUGCUUUGAGUCAAAUGAAAGAAUGGGUACGUGGUUUCAUCUGGCAACCAAGAAUCCUGGAGAAUACAUCAACCACAAAUUCAGAACAUCUGCCUUUAAUGUUUUCCAUCACAUUAACUGUUUUGAGGACCAAGGGUUUAUUGUUGUUGACCUGUGCACUUGGAAAGGGUAUGACUUUGUGUAUAAUUAUCUAUAUUUGGCAAACGUGAGGCAAAAUUGGGAGGAACUCAAAAAAGCAUCCAUGAGAGCUCCACAGCCAGAGGUGCGGAGAUACGUGCUUCCACUGGACAUACACAGGGUAAGAGAUAUCAGUGUUAUUUCAGUGUCUUAG